GACAGUUUUCCUCAAUGUCGGAUUUGUCAACAAAAGCGAGAAUGUUCGUCGUAUUUUUUUUCGAGAAAAUGGCAUAAAUUCAAAAAGAACAUGAAGCGGACGACGCAACUAUAUGAUUUAUAUUGGGAAGAUAUUUUAGUGGCACGAAUACUACCGUACCUCACUAUUCAAGAAUGUUUUAAUUUUCGCUGUGUUUCAAAAACUAGCAUGCAGAUUAUAGACAUGUAUUUUUCCAAGCUGAAAUCGCUGAAGCUCAUGAAUAAAGGCUUUUCACCACACACCUUCAAUGUGUUCACUGCAACUUGUACAAGACUGAAAGACCUGAAUUUGAGUCGGUGCACGAGUGUCACGGAUGCUGAACUAAUACCAAUGCUACUCCAGAAUCAUUGCAUAGAGAAUUUAAACCUGAGUCAAUGUAAAAACGUGACUGCCAAAUGUUUACAACCAGUUAUAUUAUAUUGCAAUAAUUUACGGACUUUAAAGCUGGCUAAAUGUGCUUGGCUUACAACGGGAGCCAUGGAGGCUUUGGCUUUACACCAGAGCAAGUUGGAGAAUGUAGAUCUUUCUUAUUGUGUGUCUAUUUCCGAGAGCUGCAUCCUCAUAUUCCUAAAGAAGUUCAGAUUCCUCAAGACCCUGAGCCUGGAGGGAAACAAACAAGUGUCAGAUAAAAGUCUCUAUGCAUUGUCCAAGUAUAGCACAUCCUUGAAGCUACUCAACUUAGGUGGAUGUUCAGACAUUACAGAUAAAGGAGUCCGGGCCCUAGCGCUUCACAGCCACAAACUAGAAGGGCUGCUAAUCAGAGGGUGCACCAAAGUUACAGAAAACAGCCUGAAACACAUGCGGAACCGUGUCAACCUUGACAGGAGACCAGCAGAGCCUGUCCCUUACCAAGUUCUCAUCCAAGUGUAGCCAAAAAUACAAGUUACAAUUCAUGGGCACAUCUUUUCUACCAGUUUUACAACUGUAGUAUGAAAAAUUUAGUAGUAAUUUAAGUACAUAUUUCUGUUAAAUUUAAAUAGUAUUUUAGAAGGGCAUAAACUUUGUUUGCAUCCAAAAAGCUGUCUGCUGUCUAGUCCGUUGUAUUUUUAAAUUAUACAAUUACCUUAGAUUUGGUAUUGGUACAUGAUCUAAGGGAUUUUAAUUGUAUCCGCCUUUGAAUUUUAUUAUUCACUAAGUAUAAAUUUUAUUCAAUGUUGUUGUUAUUGAGCAUAUUUGUUUUAAGAGGUAUUGACCUAAAUGUAUAUUUCAGUAGCAAUACUAACAUAAUGGUAAAUUUGGCUAGAACUUAUUUUUUUUUAACAUGACUGUUGAGCUUUUGCAUAUAAUAUAAGUAUAUAACAAUUGUAACAUGUCCACAUACAACAAUAAACAAACCCCAAACUAAGCUUGUAUGUACUGUGGCGGGAUUACUAAUGUUUGGCCAAAAAACGUUUCCCAAAUUAUCACAUCGCAAACAACGUUUCGCAAAUUUUC
Messenger RNA from Ostrinia furnacalis (Asian corn borer), 1473 nucleotides. It is a transcript of the gene jet, whose product is annotated as F-box and leucine rich repeat protein jetlag. Gene Ontology annotation, cellular component: SCF ubiquitin ligase complex. Gene Ontology annotation, biological process: SCF-dependent proteasomal ubiquitin-dependent protein catabolic process. Lineage: Eukaryota; Metazoa; Arthropoda; Insecta; Lepidoptera; Crambidae. The transcript is spliced from 3 exons. Gene Ontology annotation, molecular function: protein binding. Bases 91 to 909 code for a protein of 272 amino acids. The record is from RefSeq and is a predicted model, not a curated record.